UGCCGCCUCAGUCCGGCAAUCUUCCCCGCAAUAAAUCAAUGCCUUCUUUUCAUCCCACGCAGGCGUUCGCUGGGGGGCGUUCCUCGCACGUUCUGACUCUACAACUUGAACUAGCAAUGUACUCUUCAUUUGGCAAGCAAUCAUGGGCACAAGGCUGUCUACCUGGAAAUAUGCAGCUAUACCAGCUUUAAUCCUUGUCGCGCUUAUCUCCCCAUCCAACCUGAUCCUCAAAAAACCUCUUUCAGUCUUCUUCUCAUCAGAGGAAGUUUCAAGAUUUCAUCUGUUCCCAUCAAGCCAUAAUUUGCGCUCAGAAACCACAAGGACAUACAACUUUACGCUGGCUGAAGAAUUGUUAUCGCCUAAUGGAGUGCAAAAGACAGUGCUUACGGUCAAUGGUCUCUUUCCUGGACCCACGAUAGAAGUCAGAUCCGGUGAUUUGCUUGUAGUGAACGUAUACAACAAAUUAUCCGAGGCUACCAGUUUACACUGGCACGGUAUCAGACAUCCAGCUGGAAACAACUCGCAAGAUGGGGCUGCGGGCGUAACCCAAUGUCCAAUACCUCCUGGUGCAAAUCACACCUAUCGUGUAUACCUUUCGUCGGAACAAUAUGGAACCUUCUGGUAUCACUCCCACCAGUCUACUCAAUUAUCAGACGGACUUUUCGGAGCAUUGAUUAUUCACCCCCCUGCUUCUCUUGCCGAAAAAGCACGACCUCAUCAGGAUGAGCUCAGAAGUGAACGAUCUCUCAGAUACCGUAGAACGUCUCAGUCAUCCAGUGUCUUGGACCAAGUCAUGCUUGUUGGUGAUUGGUACCAUCGCUCAGGGAAGGAAGUUUUGGAUUGGUAUCAAAGUCUGCGCUCGCAUGGCAAUGAGCCAGUCCCGGAUGCCAUUCUCAACAACGGGCUUCAAGUUUUCAACUGCUCUAAGAGUAUCGCCAAAAUCAUCUGCGAUCCCAAGCAAGGUCGUACCCCAACGUUCCGUUUACACCCUCAGCACCAAAACAUCAUACGUCUCAUCAAUCCCGGCUCUAUAGCAGAAAUUCACAUAUCUCUUGAUUUCCAUCUUUUCCGUGUGAUUGAAGCUGAUGGGACCCAAAUUCAGCCUGUGAUCGUCAAGGAAAUAACCAUCGCCCCUGGUCAGCGAUACGCGCUCGAAGUUAUCCGCGCUGAUGAGGGCAAGUAUGAUCGAUUUUGGCUGAGACAACGGGUGAACUACGAGGAUUUCAAGUAUCCGAAUGUUGCUUUGGACCUCGAGUCGAAGUCCAUCGUGACGUACGGCCCUCGUCGGGACUUGAACUUACCUAGCAGCCAAAGUUGGUCCGACAUCAAGGCUGAAGAACGUCUCGAUCCAUUGUCACUCCAACCUCUGGAUCAGAUAGCUCGCGUGCUCCCUCCUGCGGACGAGACCUUGAUGAUGUAUGUGACGACAAUGAUUCGAACUGCGACGGGGAAUAGACCCUUUGGAUACGUCAACCAAACCACAUGGAAACCAAAUCUAACAAAUCCCGUUUUGGCAAGAAACGAGUUCGUUUCUUCCUCAAAAGAACUCAUCGUUCCUGUCAAUGUCGGAAACACGUCGAACUCCAUUGUUCUGGACAUCAUCGUGAACAACCUCGAAGACGGCCCCCAUCCUUUUCACUUGCACGGACACCAUUUCUGGCCUUUGUACACAUAUGAAGCGGUAAUGGGGGCGGGUUCAUACAAAUGGGAACGACCGCCUACUUUACCUACGACUGCUCCAGCUUUGAGGGAUACUUUCGUCGUCCCAGCCAGAGGAUAUGCAAUAUUCAGGGUGAGAUUCGAUACCCCUGGGAUGUGGUUGUUCCAUUGUCAUGUGCUGGUGCACUUACAGUCAGGUAUGGCUAUGAUAUUUGAUGUUCUCAGCGAUCGCAUACCGCAGGAGGAUAGGAUAAAUGCGGCAAAUAGUUGUUCCUAACUGUACUAUCCAUUGGGUACGCGUUGAAUAUCAGUUGUCUACUUCUUUUGUGUCGCGGGCCUCCAAAUUGCGGCGAAAUGGCUUGUAAUGCACAGAGCGGUCCGAGCAGUUGAACUAUGAGACUAUGAACAUAAGUUUUGCAGUCUAAAUAAAGCCUGCCGUACGUUUGUUCGGCGAAAUAAGAAUGAUAUGUGACGGGUCCGGUUUCUUAACUCUCUUCUAUUUUGCAGAAUUGUCCUUGGUAACGCGGCCAAAAAAACCCCGCAUACAAAAUGUUAUUUUUCCGAGAUGCAACGCAAAAUUGAUUUCAUGAAAGAGGGCCCCGUCCGUGCCUAGAAUGCUUGA
Lentinula edodes (shiitake mushroom) is the source of this 2281-nucleotide messenger RNA. RefSeq names its product multicopper oxidase-domain-containing protein. NCBI's taxonomy places the organism in Eukaryota, Fungi, Basidiomycota, Agaricomycetes, Agaricales, Omphalotaceae. Gene Ontology annotation, molecular function: copper ion binding; oxidoreductase activity. The transcript is spliced from 11 exons. The coding region runs from base 143 to 1936 and encodes 597 amino acids. The record is from RefSeq and is a predicted model, not a curated record.